CGCAUUCUCUCAAGACAUACUCUACCAGAAGGCUUUUGAAAUGUCUGGAGAAACAAAUUUCAGUUUAUCAAACACUACUCUUGAUGUUGGGGAUUAUCCCAUUGAGCUUGAAAGCCCAUUCGAUGGACACGAUGGAAUCACCGGUGUGUGCCUCCUAAUUGUCUUCGUCCUCAGCAUGGUGGGCAAUGGCCUGGUGGUGAGUGCCCUUGUCUGCCUGGAGGACUUGCGGCGCGUCUCCAACCUCUUCUUCCUCUGCCUUGCCUCAUUCGAUCUCCUCUUCACACUCACACUGCCGUUCUGGGCUGUCUACUUUCUGUACCACUGGGUAUUCGGCGACAUUGCCUGUAAGCUCUUCACUGGAGCCUACUUUGUUGGACAGUACGGGAGUCUCAUGCUUCUGACGGCCAUAACGCUGGACCGCUUCUGUACUGUGGUGCUGAAGGGACGGUACACAGCCCAACCAGGCCGGAGGCUGCGCUAUGCGCGUGUGGUCUGUGUAGCUACGUGGGUCAUCAGUGUGAUCAUGAGCCUCAGAGAGGUCCUCAUCUCCGUCCAUUCUUCCACAAAUGGAACAUACUCAUGUGAAAUUGAAGAGGUGGAAGACAAGUUUUGGACCUACAUGCAGAUAGUUUUUCUCUUUCUGCUUCCUCUUGUCAUCAUUGUGUGUUGCUAUAGCUGUAUUUUCAGGACAGUGCUAUCUGUCCCAAAUAUGAGAGGCAGGUAUGGGACAGUUGUGCUACUGUUUAGUAUUGUCACUGCUUUCUUCAUCUGCUGGGGACCCUACAAUCUUGUGUUGUACCUAUUCACAGUUCUUGAUCUAUCAGUCUGGGAAACAAAUGAGCACAUAUACCUUGCAUACGUCAUUUGUCGGAUCCUUGCUUAUUCUCACUGCUGCAUCAAUCCGCUGCUUUACAUGCUAAGGCCGAGGUUCAGGAGCCUGUUCUGCAGACUCGCCCAUUGUUCGGAGAAUGCUAAUAAGCCAAUCAGUCAUUCUGCUAUUGAAAAGUGUGUGGAGAUGACGCUGAUGGAGUAAGGCUAAUAUAUGAAUAUUUGCAAGAUAUAUUUUAACUGGUCUGAUCAAAGACUGUCACUAUUUAACUAUUUAAGAGUGCUUUUAUUCUGCUUUUGUGUCUCUUCAAUAUACAGCAACAGACAGAAUCAAAUCAAAACAAAUCAAAUAUUAAAUCAAUAGUAUUUUUGUCUGUGUACUAGCUACUUCUGUUUGUAUUAAUGGUUACUUCUAAAGCAGUGAUGGAUUUGUAAAAAAUGUUAGCCUUGUCAUGGAGUUGAAGCAUCAAAAAUGGGCGUACCCUUCUGCAGACGUCUUUAAACACAGAGCUUCAAGUCAUCCAGCUUAGACUCGUCUUUAGCAUACUAGCAGCAGUCACAAAAAAUGCUCCUAAAAUCCUGCACUUGAUGGUAAUGUAAAAUGCAUUCACAUUUUUUAUGACUAUUAUACCAUUAUGUACAAUUAGCCUACUGUUAUUUAAUAUAAGUCUACUGUUGUUUUUCUUAUAUUUUUUGAAGU
This is a messenger RNA of Alosa alosa (allis shad), 1528 nucleotides long. RefSeq names its product chemokine (C motif) receptor 1b, duplicate 2 (gene xcr1b.2). Gene Ontology annotation, molecular function: chemokine receptor activity. Gene Ontology annotation, biological process: chemotaxis; G protein-coupled receptor signaling pathway; immune response. Bases 41 to 1033 code for a protein of 330 amino acids. The transcript is spliced from 2 exons. Gene Ontology annotation, cellular component: membrane. The record is from RefSeq and is a predicted model, not a curated record. Lineage: Eukaryota; Metazoa; Chordata; Actinopteri; Clupeiformes; Clupeidae.